AUGCGUACCUUGGCUGGUUGGCCACUUGUAGGCAGCACACCCGAAAUUGUGAUGGGUCUCUCGAGAAUUCAUGACUAUUUCAUCAGUCACAACAAGCAUAAUGAACUGUCUACCGCAACAACCUCGGCUAUAGGAAUCCCUCGUCAUGUUCACACAUCAAACCCAAUCAAUAUUGAGCACAUUUUGAAAACAAAUUUCGAAAACUACAUUAAAGGACCCGAAUUCCACAAUGCAUUGGCAGAUGUGUUUGGUGGAGGAAUCUUUAAUGCAAAUGGUGAGGAAUGGAAGUUCCAGCGCAAGACGGCAAGCAAUAUCUUCAACAUUAAGAAUUUCAGAGAUCAUUUCACAGAUAUAUUUGUCGAAGAACUGGAUUUCAUGGUUGAGAAUAUUUGGGACAAGGCUGCAGAAUCCCAUGAAGUUAUCGAUUUUCAAGAAAUCAUGUACAAAUUCACACUGGAUUCUUUUAUCAGAAUUGGAUUUGGCGCAAAGAUCAACUCCCUUGGAAACAAGAGUCAAGUGCCUUUUGCAGUCGCUUUUGACAGUGCCCAAAGGCUGGUCAUGCCACGCUUUGUCAACCUGAGCUGGCCAAUCACCGAGGCCAUCCAACGCACUCUGUUUCCAUGGAUCCCCACCGUCCAGACCCAUCUCAAGGUCAUUGACAAGUUUGCUCACAAGGUUAUCGAAGAGCGAAGAGAACAGCUGAGUCGGGGUGAAGAGCACGGAGAUAUCCUGUCCAGAUUUAUGACAGCCCGUGAUCUGUCUGACAAGAAACUUGGCAAUACAGAGUUGAGAGAUGUGGUACUAAACUUUAUUAUCGCCGGACGAGACACAACCGCACAGGCCCUGUCGUGGACUUUUUACAUGUUGAUGUGCCACCCCCGGGUUGAAAAGAAGUUGCUCGAUGAAAUCAAUACCAUGGUGCCCAUCGAGAUUAUGCACGAUCCAGUAGAGCUCUACAAAACCGUCAAGAACAUGAACUACGCCCAUGCAGUGUUUUAUGAAGUCCUUCGGCUCUAUCCUUCUGUGCCCCUAAACCAAAAGUAUGCUCUAAACGAUGAUAUCUGGCCCGAUGGUACCCACAUCCGUAAAGGAGAUUAUAUUCUAUGGGCACCAUACGGUCAGGGCCGAAAUGAAGCCUUGUGGGGUCCUGAUGCCAAAAUGUUCAAACCUGAGAGAUGGAUUCUUGAUGACGGUCGUUUGAACCGAGAACCUUCAUCUAAAUGGACAGCCUUUCACGGAGGACCACGAGCAUGUCUAGGUCAAAAUCUUGCCACCUUGGAGGCUUUGGUGGCUAUAAUUUUCCUUGUCCGUCGAUACAAGUUUAGUUUGUCUCAUGCUCAAGAUAUUACUUACCAAGUAUCCCUGACAUUGCCAAUGAAAUAUGGCAUGAAGGUGUCUGUUCAGCGUCGUUAA
Molecule: messenger RNA, 1413 nt
Organism: Phycomyces blakesleeanus NRRL 1555(-)
Lineage: Eukaryota; Fungi; Mucoromycota; Mucoromycetes; Mucorales; Phycomycetaceae
Product: cytochrome P450 CYP5203
Exons: 7
Coding region: 1-1413 (470 amino acids)
Molecular function (GO): iron ion binding; heme binding; monooxygenase activity
Source: RefSeq, a predicted model, not a curated record